Molecule: messenger RNA, 393 nt
Organism: Rodentolepis nana
Lineage: Eukaryota; Metazoa; Platyhelminthes; Cestoda; Cyclophyllidea; Hymenolepididae
Source: the annotation of a GenBank genome assembly
AUGAGUUUGUUUGUCCAUAACCUGGGGUUGAGAAUUGUAGACCCCUUUUCACCGAACUCUUCUUUUCUCCUCUCUAGAGAAACACUGGGUUCGCACAACAUCCUCUAUGCAACUGUUCUGCUUGACCUUACCUGUCUAUUUCUCAAUACAGAUACUACCUCAAGAUCUUUGGAAACCUACCUGGUAGGUCUUUCAAUUAUGUUGGACUGCCUACCUGGUUUGAGCAUGACAACUGCUUUGGGUCUAGAGAAACUCGCUUCUACCAUCUUCGUUCGUGAGUACAAUACAGGUAAUUUCGAACUGGCUCUACUGUUCGCUGAGAAGGCAGUUGACACGAUCAAACAUUUGGGCAAUCAACGCUGUAUGCAGUACGCUUCGGCCAUUAGUGUCAAA